AUGGCAAAACUUAGCAAUCUAUCAAUAAAUAUCCCAUUGCUCGAGGCAAUCCAAGAGAUCCCGGGAUACACUAAGCUAAUGAAAAAGUUGAUGUCCAAGAAGAAACUUGUUGAUGUUGACACCAUUGAGGUGACUCAUGGGUGUAGUGCUAUCAUGAAUAGUACGGUUGCGGAAAAGAAAGAUGACCCCAGAGCAUUUACCAUCCCUUACACAAUCGGCAUGCAUGAUUUUGAAAAAGCUCUAUGUGACCUUAGUGCAAGCAUCAACUUAAUGCCUUUUGUCAUCUACAAGAAUCUCGGAUUGAAUACCCCUAUACCGACCCCUAUAAGACUUCUCAUGGCAGAUCAGUCCAUCAAAAGUCCAGUGGAAAUUUUUCUUGAUGCCCUUGUUAAAGUGGACAAGUUCAUACUCCUGGUGGAUUUUGUGGUGUUGAAUUAUGAAAUAGACCAAGAGGUACAUAUCAUUCUUGGUCACACUUUGUUAGCCACCGAGAGAGCCAUUGUCAAUCUACAAAUGGGGGAGAUAAAAUUUAGGGUGAAAGAGGAUGAAGUCUCUUUCAAAAUUUACAAGUCAAAGAAACAAACCGCGGAGCUUUAA
Capsicum annuum is the source of this 597-nucleotide messenger RNA. RefSeq lists its product as uncharacterized. NCBI's taxonomy places the organism in Eukaryota, Viridiplantae, Streptophyta, Magnoliopsida, Solanales, Solanaceae. The record is from RefSeq and is a predicted model, not a curated record. The transcript has a single exon. The coding region runs from base 1 to 597 and encodes 198 amino acids.